UCAAGUUGGCUUCGGCCUGUAUUUUAUUAUUGUUUUCGUAUAUCAUUCACUCACCAGUCCACAUUCGUUGCUCUGGAUAGCACUUCCUAUAUAUUAAAAAAGAAAUUAUUCGCUCGUGCUAAGGUAAUGGCCAUCCUCGAAGGUGUGCGGUCGCUGCCAGCAGGAGGCAUUUAGACUCGUAUGCAGCUCUCUUUUCUCUUUACUCCAUUAAGUGUAUUGUGGCAGAUGUGUACGAAAGAACACGGGAAAGUAUUCUUUUGUAAGAGACUGAGUCAUUUGCAAUUCAGUAGGCAGUGUUUUGUGUUACGUUAGUGACGUACUGGUUACCGUAAAAAAAUGGCCUGGAUUGUGAUUUGUUCCGAGUAGGAUCUGAGAGAACUGGUUCUCAGAUUAAUUUACGCUCGGAAAUUUCGAAUGUGAUGAAAAAGCAAGAAAAAUGUGUAUGUGUGUGUCUGUGAGUGUUCGUGGCAGCGCGCUAGCGCAUGAAAUAGGCUCAAGACUAAUUUUGGAUAAUGACUUUUGUAACUGCUGUAACUGGCCAACAAAACAUUCCGAUGCCUCCUCGGCCUUCGAGCGGGCAGUCUGAUGGAAGUGGACCUACUCGUAUGAGUCAUUCACCGAUGGCAGCUCAGGGGAACUAUCAGCAACCAUUGGCUCCUCCAUCACAUCUGCAUGGAUAUAAACUUCCUGGCCAACAAAUGGGUCCUUAUGCGCCACAGGGUCAGCAGUAUCCUCAAGGUAGCUUCAACCAGAGGCCACCGGGACAGAUGGGCAGUGUGCAAUACACUCAGAGCUAUGGUCCAGGCAGUCAACAAAACCCACAGGCCAACAGUAUGAAUCCUGGGCAGUAUAGCAGUCGUGCAGUGCCAAAUCAUGUACCACAUCCACAGUUUGGUGGAUACCAGGGAUGGGGUGGACCAGGUUUGAAUCAGCCACCAAAUAUGAUGGGUGGCCCAGGAUCACAGAUGGUUGCAAAAAGUGGUGGGCCACAGUCUGGUGUCCCUACACAAGCUGCCAAUACUGGUUCUGGACCACGACCACAUACCCCUCCACAUUAUCUCAAGCAACAUCUCCAGCACAAGAUGGGAUUCAGCUCUUCUGUGCCUGGCAUGCCACCAUCACCAGCGGGUCUCCAGGGCUACGGCGGAGCUUCUGCUGCAGGUCUCGGACCUGGUCCCGGUAGUGGUCCUGCCUCACACCACCAUGGUGUUACUAGUAUGGGUCCUCCCACCCACCAUCCCGGGAUGGGACCACCACCUCCGAGCAUGGGACCUCCUCCGGGAAUGGCUCCACCACCAGUAUCGGGAGGGCCUGCUCCUCCGCCACCCGCAGCACCAUCUGUUGCUGCAGGUGCUCCAUCGCCGUUGCCUAAUAGCCAUCAUGAUGCCCCGAUGCCUCCGCCUGCACCUUCAGCAAAUUCUCAUCCAGCACCUGUCGAUGUUGCAGAACCUACCCAUGACAAUGGUCUCCCAGUUUCCACUGCGUCAACAUUGCAAUUAUCUGAAGUUACAGGCACAACAACGGUAAAUGUUACUGCUGCUGCCUCAGGCUCUGUGACUUCAGUAGUAACGACUGGUCCUGAUGGUACACCUCUGGAUGAAGGAUCACAGCAAUCAACUUUAUCCAAUGCUUCGGCAGCAUCAGGUGAGGAUCCGAGCUGCACACCAAAAUCUCGUAAGGACGGAUCAGUGGUUGGAAACUCUGGAGGCUAUCAUAGUCAUCCCCCAACACCACAAAGCACAGUGGCAUCACCUGGUGCGGCAAGUCUCAAUUCAAUGCAUGAAGAGUAUGGUGAUGUCAAUAGUCCCAGUUGGCCCAGAACGCCUGCCAGCCCUAUAACUAACACUCAUGAUCAUUACAUAUGUUAUGUGACACAGAAACCAGACAGCCUGUGCAAACUGUAUGAGAUGGAUGAGAACCACGAGCGACGCAUGUGGCUUGACAAACUGCUGCAGUUCAUGGAGGAGCGUGGAACACCUAUCUCAGCAUGUCCCACCAUCUCCAAGAAUCCUCUCGAUCUCUAUCGGUUGUAUGCUUACGUCAAGGAAAGAGGGGGCUUCAUGGAGGUAUGCAAGGUCACAAAAAACAAAACCUGGAAAGACAUUGCAGGGCUUUUAGGCAUCGGAGCAUCUUCAAGUGCUGCAUAUACACUUCGGAAGCAUUACACGAAAAACCUUUUGGCCUUCGAAUGUCACUUUGACCGUGGAGGUAUAGACCCACAACCAAUUAUAAAUCAAGUGGAAUCUACUUCGAAGAAGAAGAUGACCAAGACAUCAUCAGUUCCAUCUCCAGGCUCAUCAAAUUCACAGGAUUCAUUUCCAGCAGCUGGUUCAAGUGGAGCAUCCAUGGAUGGAUACAGUUACGGUUACCCACCAGGAAGCACACCUGAUUACAGUUCUCCACCAAUGCAAAGGCCUUCCUCCCAAACAAAUGCCCCUUCGCCCCACCCGGGUGUGGGGGUGCCGACGCAAGGUGCGGGGGAUAACAUUAGCGUUUCCAACCCUUUUGACGACGUGGCGACUGGGCAGAGGCCCAAUCCUUACUGCCCUUCUGGAGGCCCCUCUCGUCCCCAAGGAAUUCAGCAAGGCUAUCAAGGCCAGUCCGGGUACUCUCAGUACCCGGAUCAGUAUCCCCAUAGUCGUGGACAACCAACGAAUAUGGGGCAGGAAUUCAAUCAGCAGUACUCUCCCAGCAGCUCAUAUCCACCUGCUCGGCCUAUGUAUCCUCCCUACGCUUCUGAGGCUGAAAGGAGUUAUGGACAAGGUAGUGGGACGCAGCAGUCGGCUGGUGGUCAAGAUCCCUUUGGACACAACCGGUACGGGGGGCCCAGCCAGCCACCUGGCUAUCCUUCACGUACUGGUUAUCCUGCUCCACCUACGGGACCACCAGCACAGCAACCCACAGGGUAUCCACCACAGCAAGACUAUUAUCGUCAAGAUCCGGUAUAUUCUGGUCAACAAGCAGCUACUGCAACUGGCCCAGGUGGUCAGAUGUAUCCUGGAAGCCCUCAUAGUAAAUCAAUGCCACCUCCAGCUCCACAGACCCCUAGAAGGCAUCCAGAUUUUGCAAAAGAUCCACAGCAGUCUCCCUAUCCACCAUAUAGUCAACAAAGGCCUUCUAUAUACGGCUGGAGUAGUGGUAACACUCAGUAUCGGGCACAGUACCCUCCACAAGGACCUGUUCCACAAGGGCCUCCACAGUGGAACCAAAAUGCUCAACGAGCUGGUGGUCCUGUGCCUGGUCAGCCAGCUAACAGCCAGUGGGACCAGCACCGCUACCAAGCUAGUGGACAGUCACCGUAUCAGCCUCCACAACAGGCACAGCAGCAGUGGGUUCCAAGUAUGCAGACUCCUGGUAUUAAUCAAAACUCACUCCUAAGGCCACCGAUGGUUAGCCCACGUGCUCCGUUCCGACCGGAAGGAAAGCCGUAUUCAAUGCAGCAACUACCGGGUUCAAAGGCGCAGCCACCUGGGAUGAAUAAUGCGCAGGUCUACCAACAACAGAGUGCCCCAAAGCGAGAGAUCGUUUUCCCUCCAGAAAGUGUGGAAGCAACAUUGCCUGUGUUGUAUAAACGCAAGCGGAUGACACGAGGGGAUGUAGCACCUGUAGAAGCAUGGAGGCUUAUGAUGAGUCUGCGCUCUGGCCUACUGGCAGAGAGUGCUUGGGCUCUGGAUAUUCUCAACAUCCUUUUGUUUGAUGAUACCACAGUUGCAUAUUUUGGACUAGCCCACAUGCCGGGACUCCUUGAUGUGCUGUUGGAGCAUUUCAGACGCAGUUUAGCUGACAUGUUUGACUCGCCUCUUCCAGAUUCUGGGAAGAAGUGGUUCCAGGCACCAAAGGUGGAAACACCGGAAGUGGACCUAGGGCAAGUUAGAGUGCCAGUUGAUCCUGCAGAUCACAUCACAUUAAUGAAAUCGACACCAAAUUAUACUCUUGUGACUAGAAAGGGUGAGGUAGUUCGAAUUGUGAACAAAGAUAAUGAGAUUUUUGUUGUGGAUAAUCGGAAGAGCUGGGACAUUGAAGGUGACUUGGCAGAAAACGAUGAUGUGGUUCAAGACCCGUGGCAGUUGACCUCUUCAGACAUCAGUUCGACGAAGUACAUUGUGUCAUGUUUCCAAGGAGAGUUCGGUAAUGUUCCAUUUGCGAGACUGCUCGAUGACAGUAAAACUGUAGGUGCCGAAGAGGAAGAAGAUUGUCGGACAAAAGUAAGUGAAGAAGAAUCGUAUCCCAUUGAAAACUUGAGUGUAACUCCUCCUAUAGUGCUAAAAGUGGAAUGUAGUGAUGACAACGGUGUUAUUGAUAGUUCGAGCAGUGCAUCUAAUGUGAUACUUAAUGAGGAACAUUUGAGUAAAGACAGCUCCUUCGUAGAUGUGCAAGAUAGUGAUGAAGUGAAACGGACUAAAACUAUUUUGAGUGAUGUGUUUUCGCGGAUAAAAACGGAAAAUACGGAAGAAAAUUCAUUGCUGCCUGAACACUGCGUAGACCCCUUAGAGCCUCCUAAAGAAACUGUAGAAGUGAAAAAGGAAGCAAACUGUGUCGAAAGUGAGAGCAGUAGUAAUAAUGAAAGGGAGUUGCCGCAUUCUCCAAGUGUACCAAAGGAUAUUGAAACAAAGAGUGAUAAUGCUGUAUCAGAAACUAGUGACACAAAUAAUUUUAGCAGCAGUAACAUAAAAACAGAACAUACAAACAACGACAAUAGUUCUAAUAGCAAUGAGAGUAGUAUAUUCAACAUAAGCAAAGGUGAUAACUGUAACAGCACAACACCGAAUGAAUCCAGUUGCGAUUAUAAGAUCAAAGAAGGUGUUGAAAGUGAAAUUAUUGCCAGUGAAGAAAACAGUGAAGGUAAUGAAAGUGCUGGAAAUGCUGUUGAAGGAACUAGCCUUAACAAUUGCGAAUGUUUAGAAAGCAAUGAAAGUAGUAAUGGCAACAACAGUUGUGACGAAACUGUAAAAGAACACGAAGAAACGGAAACAGAAAUGGAACAAGAUGUGUUCCUCGAAGGUUCUGAACAUGAAGGAAAAGACAUAAAAAUGGAAGAUGACUAUGGUGACGAAGUUGAAGAAAAGUCAAAAGUAACAGAUGUGAGACCAGAGAUAAAGGGAGAAAACAGGGGCGGCAUACAAAUAAGGGAUCCUGCGGGAACGUUGAAAAGAAGACGUAUGUCAGAUUAUGAAGACGAAUGUUACGCGAGAGAUGAAGCGAGCCUUUACCUUGUUACUGAUACACAGGAUGCAAAGGCAAGGCGUUGUGUUUGUCUUUCAAAUAUUUUGAGGAAUCUGACAUUUGUCCCGGGCAAUGAAGCAGAGUUUGCCAAAAAUGUUACAUUCCUUGGUUUGUUGGGGAAGCUUUUACUCUUACACCACGAACAUCCUCCUCGUGCACAGAAACAGCGCAAUUAUGACCGUGAAGAAGAUGCUGACUUUGCAGAUUCUUGUAGCAGUUUACAAGGUGAGGCGGAAUGGUGGUGGGACUUCUUGCACCAUGUGCGCGAAAAUGUGUUGGUGACAGCGGCUAAUAUUGCCGGUCAUAUGGACCUCGGUCAACAUCCUGAGGAAGUGUCGCGGCCCGUAAUUGAUGGACUUCUUCACUGGGCAGUUUGUCCAGCUGCUCAUGGUCAGGACCCAUUUCCAGGAUCUUCAGGCUCGUUGUCACCCCAGCGCCUCGCACUGGAAGCUCUGUGCAAAUUGUGCGUAACGGACUCUAAUGUAGAUCUGGUUGUAGCUACGCCACCCUACUCCCGUUUGGAACGUCUGUGUGCUGUGCUGACACGACUUCUGUGCCGUUCAGAAGAGCAAGUGCUACGAGAGUUUGCAGUGAAUAUGCUGCACUACCUGGCCGCUGCGGACAGUGGUGUGGCACGUACUGUUGCACUGCAGAGCCCAUGUGUGUCCUUGCUAGUAGCAUUCAUCGAGCAGGCGGAAGCUACUGCAUUAGGGGUAGCCAAUCAGCACGGUAUCGGUGCACUUAGAGACAAUCCAGAUGCUAUGGGAACCAGUCUGGAUAUGCUGAGGCGUGCGGCUGGUACAUUACUUCAUCUGGCACGACAUCCUGAAAACCGGCCGCUCUUCCUGCAGCAAGAACAGCGUCUGUUAUCCCUCGUCAUGAGCCAGAUCCUCGAUCAGCAAGUGGCAGCUGUAAUCUCCAGUGUUCUUUUCCAGUGCUCACGGCCCUCUUCGUAGCAUGCACAGCAGUUGUAGACAACUAAGUGGUGAAACUGGCACGGAUGUUUCCUUCUCUUGUGAUUUUUGCUGGAACAUAUUGUGAGAGGUGACUUUUGAGUCUGAAUGUAAUGAGGACUGAGUUUCCGGUUCAUCAGUCCUUUAUUCCUUUCUUUUAUGCCUUGCCGAAAUGGUGUUAGUUAAAUGUACAGUUAGUUAUGAGUGAAGUGGAAGUACAUGUUUGUUUACAGGAGGAAGUCGGCUGAUGUUGAUAUUAUGUACAAACAGUCAGACUGUCUUUGAUUAGAUUUAAUAGAUAUAAAUAAAUAAAUACAAAUAUAUAUAUAUAUAAUCUAUAUGUAUAUGUAUAUAUAUGUAUACUUAUACAUAUAACUAUACAUGAAAUAUAGAUACAGUAAAUACCAAACAGUUACGUAGUCUUGCAGCGAAACGGUUGCUACAGCAGUAACACGAGUGGGGCAGUAACUGAGAAUUACCAGAUGAGACUGAUGGUGCCACUUCCAGCAUUCACCAAUAUCUGUUACGAGUCGGAAAUUUAUUUUGUAUUUAUCAUCAGAUGUGGUUGGAUGUGAAUGAAUGUGGAAGUUCUGUUAUCUAGAGCUAUGUGUCGACUGUCUUAUUAGCGUAGGGCCAUUGCUACAAAUGCUGUUGAGGGACAGUGGAAUAAUAUUAAAUACCAGAAUACACAUUAAGUAAUCAUGCAUAUAGUUAAGUAAACUGAAUUAGAUUCUUUAGAAUACAACACAAAAUUGAGUCUAAGAAACAUGACUUGGAGUGCAGGAAGUUAAGGUGCCACCACUGCCGUGUUACUUGUGGAACAGGUGAAAGUAAGUGUGUCUAAUUAUUUACUUUGAUGUGUGGAAGUGACGUGGGGUGUAACAUAAUUGAGAAAAGAUUGUUAUAAACAUUUUCUUUCUAAACACGCCCUUGAAAUCUGUUCAUUGAUACCCAUUGGAUAAAAAAUGUAUAGCCCAUUUUAUCCUACUGAUGGCUGAUUUUCAUCCCUCAUACUAAGACCUCUUGUGGUCAUGCUAAGUACCUUUCCCUUUCCUUACUUUCAUAUUGGUAUUACUGUGCAAAUGCUUUAUAUAUGUCUGAACAAGUCAGAAAUAAAUGUACAUAAGGAGUACUAA
Messenger RNA from Schistocerca piceifrons (Central American locust), 7312 nucleotides. Its product is annotated as trithorax group protein osa-like. The record is from RefSeq and is a predicted model, not a curated record. Gene Ontology annotation, cellular component: brahma complex; nBAF complex; SWI/SNF complex. Gene Ontology annotation, biological process: regulation of transcription by RNA polymerase II; chromatin remodeling; positive regulation of DNA-templated transcription. Gene Ontology annotation, molecular function: nucleosome binding; DNA binding. NCBI's taxonomy places the organism in Eukaryota, Metazoa, Arthropoda, Insecta, Orthoptera, Acrididae.